AUGACCAUCAUACCAGUGAAACCCCAAUCCAUUUUCCAUCGCAUGAUUCGUGCUGGAAGCAAAGUGGAAAUCCCAAAGAGGAAGAGCAGCUUGACAAGAAGAGAGCAGCGACGAAGCUCUGCUUCAUCUUCACUCACCAAAUCUACAAGAAGUGAAGACUCUGACCUGUUUUCCUCAUCCUCCCAUUCCGGUGAUCUACGAGAACAACCACAACACGAAUUCGAGAUUGUUAACCAAAACGAGUUCGUUGACAAUGUCCUUAUUGACAACUGCAGCGAUAUGGAUUGCGUUGUCCACUUUUGCAAUGAAGAGUUGCAACUUUCCUACGAUGUCGAAGAACACCUCGUGGAGGUGUUGAGAGAUGCACCCAAAAACAAGUUUGUUCUCUAUCACAUUGAUUCUCAAAUGGCACCAUACUUCACCAAGAAACUUGGCAUCAGCAAAGAAGAAUCCACACUACUUCGAUUCAAAAAUGGACAAUUGAUCGGAAGGAUAUCAUUCAUGUCAUUCGAACAUUGCGCUUCAAACCUAGAAGAAUGGAUCAAGGAAACAAAACAAAAGGACGAUUUUGCGUCCUUUCAACCUGUUACUACGUGCAAAAGAACCGUGUCAACAAACACACUUUAG
Cylindrotheca closterium is the source of this 627-nucleotide messenger RNA. Lineage: Eukaryota; Bacillariophyta; Bacillariophyceae; Bacillariales; Bacillariaceae. The record is from the annotation of a GenBank genome assembly.